GAGAGAGCGACUACAGCGCUCGGUCCCAUAUGUGGUAAGAGAAGAGAAUCAGAGCGCUGCACACCAGCAGCUCUGUCUCCAGCUCGGGGGAUUAUUUUGUGUCCAGAAUCUUGCGCAGGAAAUACAGUUAUGAACUGGGCUGGGUGUGCUGGAGACUUUGCUGGAGCCCGGGUCAGCCAUGGAGAGCAGCCGAGCAGACACUGACCUGGACCUCACCGCAGAGAAACCGCCAUCUCCGCAGAACAGCUCUCCAGAAUGCUGAGUCCUGUCGUCCCUUACAGCCUGUUGAAGAUGCACUGGACCCCGGAGCACGCUCAGUCUGUCAGACACUGGCCUGAGCAGCACCUGGACGUUUCCUCCACCACCUCGUCCCCCGCCCACAAGCCCGAGCUGCACGGCGGGCGGGGGCGGAGCUACAGCUACGCCUGGGCCAAUGACGACAUCUCGGCCCUGACCGCCUCCAGCCUGCUGAAGCGCUACGCGGAGAAGUACUCCGGCGCCCUGGACAGCCCCUACGACCGCGCCCCCAUGGGCGGGUACCCCGAGGCGGGGCCAUUCGGGCCCCUGAACGGACAGAAGGUCGAGUUGGACCCCUGGCCCCUUUCGCACGCCGCUGAGGGGCCGUACACUCUGGCCCCGCCCCCCGGCCACGAGAGCCUCGGGGGGGGCAAGGUGGCGGGGGCGGGCAGCGCGGGGGUGGCGAGCAACGCCCUCUCGGACCCGAGUUAUGGCUCGUGCGGCGCCCCCUCCACCCACGACUACGCCCCCGCCUACAACGGCACCUACCUCUCCUCAGGCUAUUGCCCCCAGCCCGGGACAGCACUUCCGCCCGCCCCCCUUCACCCCCUGCAGCCUGCCCCCACCCUGGUACCCAGCUACACGCCCCCGGGUCCUGUCUACAACUACCCCAGCAGCAGUUACCCCCACCAGCCCAGCCUGGCCCCCAGCUACACCCACGCCCCCGCCCCCUACCUGCCCUCCAGCCUGGCCGCCCCCACCCCCCUGCCGCCCCGCCCCACGGCGGUGGGGGGCAGCUACGGCUACCAGGGCCAGGGUUUAGGGGGGGUGGAGCCGAGCGGCGCGCUGAAGAGGAAGGCCUUCGAAAUGUCGGCGGAGGAAGAAGAAGGUGAGGGGUCCCGCUACAGGAAGUACGGCUAUGAGCACGCCAAGCCCGGCGGCGGCUCUCCCUACGGCGUGAGCGAGGUCAAGGCCGAGUGCCAUAGCAACGGGUUCGGACCAGCCAGCGCCGGCCCCCAGACCUUCAAACCCAGCAAGCCCCCGUCCCAGGCAGCUGGAGAGGAGCUGGGCAAGUUCGCUGGGCUGAAGCCCCUGGUGUCGCCCCCCUAUGGCGGGGUGGGCGAGUACAGCCCCCCGGCGGGGCUGACGGGGGAGAACGGGGGCGGAGACCACGGAUACCCACAGCACCACCUGGGCCCCAAGCUCCCGGCCCCCUGCAGCCAAUCGGGCGAGCUGCUGAAGGGCGCCGAGCCCCACCUCCUGGAGGUGGUGACGGGGGAGCUGCUGGAUCGGAGCCCCGCCCCUCCCUGGGCGGAGCUGGGCGCCGGGCACGCCCAGGCGAAGGCGGCGCUGGAGGAGGACCUGCUGUGGCCCGUUCUGCGGCCCGGCCCGGGCCGACGCCCGCCCAGAACCGUCCUGCUGUUCGGGCCGCGGGGCAGCGGCAAGGCGGCGCUGGCCCGGGGCGUGGCCUCCCAGCUGGGCGCGGCCUUCUUCCGGGUGAGCGGCGCCGCCCUGGCGUCGGAGUGGAAGGGCGAGGCGGACAAGCUCCUGCGGGCGCUCUUCUCCGCGGCGGCCGCCCGCCAGCCGGCCGUGGUGCUGGUGAGCCAGGCGGAGGCGCUGGUGGACGAGGGGGCGCGGCGGCAGCUGCGGUCCUGCCUGGAGGCGGCGCGGGCGGGGCCGGGGGCGGGGCCGGGCGGCCUGCUGAUCGCCAUGUGUGCCACGCGCCGCCCCGACCUGCUGGAGGACGCCACGCACCGCUGCUUCGCCAAGCGCUACUGCGUGGCGCUGCCGGAUGCGGGCGGGCGCAGGCAGGUGCUCCUGCAGGCCCUGGCCCCGCUCGGGUGCCGCCUCAGCGAGCGCGAGGUGGCCGCCGUCCUGCAGCGCACCGAGGGCUUCUCCGUCCCCGAACUGCAGCAGCUCUGCCAGCAGGCCUCCGCCUGCGCCUCCGCCCCCUCCCCCGCCCCCCUGCACGGCCUCCCCGCCCCACUCGCGCCCCCCGCCUUCAAGGAUUUCGAGAACGCCUUCUGCAAGGUGCGCCCGCACGCCACAGCCAAAGAACUGGACACCUGCGCGGAGUGGAGCAAGCUGCACGGCCAAUGAGGAGAGGGCAGGGAUAAAGGUGGGCGGAGUCAGAGCCGAAGAGUCAAGUCCGUCGUCUCUCUCUGUAUCAAGCACGAGCAAGUCGGAUCGCGCGGGGAGUUCUCUUAACCUAGUACUUAUUUUGCAGCCAAAAAGGGGGGUUGAAGAAUGGUUUAAAGGUGUGUUUCGGGUAAGGGUGGGAGGGGGUCCACGCUGGAUUUAAUCGAUAUAACACACCACCUCAUAAAUGUACAUACAAUUUUUAUUUUU
This is a messenger RNA of Anguilla anguilla (European eel), 2586 nucleotides long. RefSeq lists its product as uncharacterized. NCBI's taxonomy places the organism in Eukaryota, Metazoa, Chordata, Actinopteri, Anguilliformes, Anguillidae. The transcript is spliced from 3 exons. Bases 256 to 2337 code for a protein of 693 amino acids. The record is from RefSeq and is a predicted model, not a curated record. Gene Ontology annotation, molecular function: microtubule severing ATPase activity; ATP binding; ATP hydrolysis activity.